AUGUCGAACAUGAAGGAGGAAGGAACUCGACGCAAAAAAGAGUCGGUCGUCGAUUUGUCGAGAUUUGUUGAUAAGAAGAUUCGCGUCAAGUUUCAAGGUGGAAGAGAAGCCAGUGGAGUCCUCAAAGGCUACGAUCAACUUCUGAAUCUCGUUCUCGACAACUGCGUCGAGUAUUUGCGUGAUCCAUCCAACCCGAGUGUCAUCGGUGAUGAGACAAGACCACUCGGCUUAAUCGUCGCCCGCGGAACCGCCGUCACCGUCGUGAGUCCACUCGACGGAAUGGAGCAAAUCGAAAAUCCAUUCGCCGCCGCCACCGACGACUAA
Molecule: messenger RNA, 324 nt
Organism: Caenorhabditis bovis
Lineage: Eukaryota; Metazoa; Nematoda; Chromadorea; Rhabditida; Rhabditidae
Source: the annotation of a GenBank genome assembly